Messenger RNA from Notothenia coriiceps (black rockcod), 882 nucleotides. RefSeq names its product leucine-rich repeats and immunoglobulin-like domains protein 2. The record is from RefSeq and is a predicted model, not a curated record. Gene Ontology annotation, biological process: homophilic cell-cell adhesion. NCBI's taxonomy places the organism in Eukaryota, Metazoa, Chordata, Actinopteri, Perciformes, Nototheniidae. The transcript has 3 exons. Gene Ontology annotation, cellular component: plasma membrane. The annotation marks the transcript as partial.
UUUCAGAGCUGCCAUCCUUCCUGAAGACUCCCAUGGAUCUGACAAUACGCACAGGGACUAUGGCCAGGCUGGAGUGUGCUGCUGAAGGCCAUCCAUCACCCCAGAUUGCCUGGAAGAAGGACGGAGGCACGGACUUCCCCGCCGCCCGGGAGCGCAGGAUGCACGUGAUGCCCGAUGACGACAUCUUCUUCAUCGCUAACGUGAAGACUGAAGACAUGGGAGUGUACAGCUGCACGGCUCAAAAUGCAGCCGGCAGUCUGUCUGCAAACGCAACUCUCACCGUCCUGGAAACUCCAUACUUCAUGCGGCUUUUAGAAGACAGAACCGUGGCCCGCGGUGAAACGGCCGUGCUCCAGUGUAUCGCCGGAGGCAGCCCGGCCCCUCGUCUCAACUGGACCAAAGACGACGGGCCCCUGGUGCUCACCGAGCGCCACUUCUUUGCUGCAGCCAACCAGCUCCUCAUCAUAGUGGACGCUGGUCCUGCUGAUGCUGGGAAAUACACCUGCAUCAUGUCGAAUACUCUGGGAACGGAACGUGGACACAUCUACCUCGGUGUGUCCCCGUCACCAAACUGUGACACUGGCACCGGGUACGACCAAGACGGCUGGACCACCGUGGGCAUCGUGGUGAUCGUGGUGGUGUGCUGUGUGGUGGGCACCUCGCUGGUCUGGGUCAUUGUCAUCUAUCACAUGCGCAGGAAGAGCGAGGACUACAGUAUCAGCAACACAGAUGAGAUGAAUUUGCCAGCAGAUAUCCCCAGCUACCUGUCCUCCCAGGGAACUCUGUCAGAGCCGCAGGAAGGCUACAGUAACUCUGAGGCCGGCAGCCACCAGCAGCUCAUGCCUCCGCUCUCCAACGGAUACGCCCAUAAGGGCACAGAUG